AUGGAUCCUUCAACUCCCCAGCCAACAGGGCUGGAAGCUCAUUUACGUGGUCUCAUCCUUACCAACGCCGACGCUAGCAGCAACAUCAGCCAUACGGCGCAUGGUCAACAGCAACAGCCCAUACCAGCACUAGCUACAGGCCCAGGCCCAGGCCCAGGCCCAGCCUCAGCAUCGCCUUCGGAACAUUCGGCUUCCGCUGCUGCUGGGUACCCUCCCAGUCCCAGGACAGGCAGGAAGCGCCUUAACCAGGCUCAGCGUCGCCAGAUGAACGCCCAGCUCACCAUACCCGUCGACCCUCGCCCGUCUUUUCAGCAGGCUGGCCGCGGCCAGCGCCACCAUCCGCAUCAGCAGUGGCAACCCGUUCCUCCUCCUGGGCCUCAUCAGCGUGCCAUGUCCGGCCCUUCCUACGGUCCGCCGCAUGGCUUCGCCAGAGGUCGCGGAAACGGAAACGCUUUUCGCGGUCACCACCAGCAUCACGCUUCGACCGUCGAAGUGCCUUCAUACGCCAACGGUUUCGAUGGCAGUCACAAUCACCCAUCCAUGUCUCCCGCAGGUUGGCGUCAGGCCGCCCCGCAGCAGCAACAGCAGCAGUCUGCCCACUCUCACUCCCACUCUCAGCCUCACCACUACCAGAACCAACACCAGCAUCAGCAUCAGCAUCGUCGCCCGUUCUUCAGGCCCGAUGAGGUCGCUAAUCAGUCUGCCCUGCUCGACCGUCUGAGCUUCCAUAUCGUUGCCGACUCUGAGAUCCAGCAUCCCGAAAUUGUCGAAAAGGAGGCCUUCCGCGGGCGCAUCGAGCAGCUCAUCCGCCACGUCAUUGCCAGUUACGAGCAGGAACAGCACGCCCAGGGCCGGCAGCAGCCAUUUGAAUUCUCCCCGCUGUCUGUCCAACUAAAGUGCUUCGGUAGCUUGUCGUCUGGGUUUGCCACCAAGGCCUCGGACAUGGACCUGGCUCUCCUAUCGCCCCAGUCACAAAUUCAGCCGGACGCCAAGGCUUCGCCCAUCCCCCGUCUCAUCGAAAAGGCCCUGCUCGACGCCGGCAUCGGCGCCCGUCUCCUCACUCGCACCAGAGUUCCCAUCAUCAAGCUGUGCGAGCUGCCCCCGGAGCCUUUGUACCGCAACCUCAUUGCCAACCGCGACAAGUGGGAAAGGGGAUUGGAGAAUGAGGGCCACGAAUAUCACGACGACGAUGAACACGAACAUGACGACCACCACAACCACAGCCAUAACGCUAUUACCGCUGCUACCGCAGAUGACCAUCACGAAGACGCCGCGGCCACUGGCCUCGACAAGAUCGAUGAGAAAGAAGUUGCUGCCACCUCCUUUGAGGUCCCCUCCAUCGACGGGGAGAACCAGGAGCCCCAGAAGCUGUACCUCCGCCAAGGACCGGGAAGCACCCUAGAUUCGUACUACGGCACUGCCAAGCGAGUUCUCCGCAAGGCAGGCGGUCGAGAUGUCCGAGGCUCGACGGCCAUGUCAUUCUCAGACCUGCAGUGGGACGUUCUUAACCGCGUGUGCCAGGCCUUUGUCCAAGGUCUGUCUAACAUCGAGGUGCGCGAACGCCUCCAGUCGUUCCCCUCCCUCGCAUUCAAGUCCGCUUACAACAUGCCCGACAACCACUCCCUCAUGACCACCUUCACCCAGAUCGAGGGCGAGCACCUCGUGUAUCACUGGAAUGUCUGGAUGGCCGAGCAGGGCAGUGCCAUCAUCCAAAAUGACGCUGAGGGAGUCCAUGCCGUCGAGGCCUGGCACGCUGCCCAGCGCAAGCGCGACUACGGUGUAGACCCUGUGCUGUUCAACAAGGAACUUCACACCCUCCUUGAGCGUAUGAGAAGGGUCCUGUCUUUCCAGAUCGUCUCGCUGGAGCAGGGAAACGAGGAGGCCCCUGCGCAGUACCACGCUCGCGCCGCCAGGGUCCUGGAGAACCUGCGUUCCAGCAACCAGCUACGCCUGGCCAACGGGCCUGAAUCCACCGUAGUGAAGCAGUACAUUGCUGGGAUCCGUCCCAGGGAGAUCAAGUCAGCCGUGUCGGAGUAUUUCGAAGCAAUGAUGGCGGCGGGAACUGUCAUCCUGGGCCUGGACGACGUAGCCCAGAGGCACAAGAGCCUUCAGCUCGCCAGGGAGUUCACACGGGCUCUAGAAAAGGGCCUAUACGACCAGUCUCAGGUCGAAGACAUAAAGGAAUACGUACGGCUCCUGCAGUCCUCACUUGUCAGGAUACCCGGUCCCGGUGCCGCCGGCUGUCUUGUAGUACCGGUGACGCAGAAGUCUGCCGCCCUGGUAUCUAGGAUCAGGUCCCUGCAAGACCCUCACCUGCUGGCUCCCAACCAGUCCCGGUACAAGGAUCAUCUAGAGUUCCCCAAGACCGGAGCGGGCGUGCAGUGCGACAUAAACUUCUCGGCUCACCUGGCCCUGCAGAAUACGGCUCUUCUACGAUGCUACUCGCAUACCGACCCGCGCGUCAGGCCCAUGGUGCUCUUCGUCAAACACUGGGCCAAGGUACGGGGUAUCAACUCAGGGUACCGCGGCACCCUCAGCAGUUACGGCUAUGUCCUCAUGGUCUUGCACUACCUCGUCAACGUAGCUCAGCCUUUCGUCUGCCCCAAUCUGCAGCAGCUAGCCCCCCCUCCCACGCCCACGGAAGACCACAACAACGGCACCACCUACCAGGGAUACAAUGUGCAUUUCUGGAGGAACGAAGAGGAGAUCCUCCACCUCGCGUCCAUGAACCAGCUCAACCGCAACACCGAGUCCAUCGGCAGCCUCCUGCGCGGCUUCUUCGAGUAUUACGCCCAGACUGGUCUCAUGAGCAGCGGCCACGGUAAAGGCUUCGACUGGGGCAGGGAUGUCCUAAGUCUGCGUACCCUAGGCGGCCUCUUGUCCAAGCAGGAAAAGGGCUGGACGGGCGCCAAGACGGUAUAUGAGGUCAACGAGAGCCUCGAUAGUGGCACCGCAAACAGUGCCGCCGCUGCCACCACCAACACAUCCAGCAACCCUCCUGCCGUUGCUGCCAAAGCCCCCGCUAACACCGGCGCUAAGACCGACGACGUCAAAGAGGUCCGUCUGCGCUACCUUUUCGCCAUAGAGGACCCGUUCGAGACGGACCACAACGUCGCCAGGACCGUGACACACAAUGGAAUCGUGUCCAUCCGGGACGAGCUGCGUCGCGCGUGGCGUAUCAUCAAAGCUUCCGGUGGCGGUGAGACGGCUGAGAAUCUCCUCGAGGAUGUCGGUGAGACUUCCAAGGCUGACGGGGCGUCCCUGGCCCAUCUAAUGGAUGAUAUUCACGGCUCCCAUAUAUUUGAUGACCUUGUAUGA
Molecule: messenger RNA, 3318 nt
Organism: Geosmithia morbida
Lineage: Eukaryota; Fungi; Ascomycota; Sordariomycetes; Hypocreales; Bionectriaceae
Product: terminal uridylyltransferase
Exons: 1
Coding region: 1-3318 (1105 amino acids)
Biological process (GO): RNA 3'-end processing
Molecular function (GO): RNA uridylyltransferase activity
Source: RefSeq, a predicted model, not a curated record